Paramecium tetraurelia is the source of this 507-nucleotide messenger RNA. RefSeq lists its product as uncharacterized. The transcript is spliced from 4 exons. NCBI's taxonomy places the organism in Eukaryota, Ciliophora, Oligohymenophorea, Peniculida, Parameciidae. The record is from RefSeq and is a predicted model, not a curated record.
AUGUUCUCUUGUGAUAUCGUAUCUAUGCCCAACAAGUAUCCUCGAUAUUUGGGAUCUAGUGCCAGUCAACCAGAUCAACCAAGCUCUAGUCGAAUCAAGAAACCUAAUAGUAAGUUUAAACUACUGAGUUUACACACCAUUAAGAAGGAUGAGAUCAAGAACUUUUAUCAUCACAGUUCCAUCUACAAUAUUAAAGAGUAUAAAGAUUUGAUCAAAUCACCCGUCUUUUUCUUUGAAAGCAACACCACUAAACUAACAGACUUAUAGACUAGAGUCCUUAUUACAGAUUUCUAAAGGAAGGUUGCUGCUUAUCUCCUCAAUAAAAAACUCUCCAAUAGCAAGAACAUGAAAAAGUAUUAUGCUGAACUCAAAGCAGCCUGCUCAUAGAAGGAAUACGAAUCCUAAUAAAUCAUACUCCACACUCAACCAGAAGAUAAUCAUUCCAAGGCUGAAUGUAAUACUGUUAUGCAUAAGUAGAAUAAGAAAUUGGCAUUGAAAUUAUGCUGA